Molecule: messenger RNA, 2040 nt
Organism: Anopheles nili
Lineage: Eukaryota; Metazoa; Arthropoda; Insecta; Diptera; Culicidae
Exons: 7
Coding region: 583-1851 (422 amino acids)
Biological process (GO): cell-matrix adhesion
Cellular component (GO): basement membrane
Source: RefSeq, a predicted model, not a curated record
GUUUUAUUGAUUGAACUUAAACGAACAGUUAUUUUUGCAUUUUAAUAAAUAUUUCGAAUGUAGCUAUCGUGUUUGAGCUACAGUAGGAUUCUUUUCUUAUCGAAAAAGCCACAAUAUAUAAUUAAAAAAUAAUCAUUUAAUUAUAAAAAAUGUGCUUCCCACUUGGAUCUGUUACAUUUGGUUCCGAACACAAAACAUUUUGCAACAGAAACAAUUCAAUCAAACUGUUUUUAAAAGCACUAACUAACUAAAUAUAAAUGAAAAUUUUCCAAAAAUGGCUCAAAUAAAUCAUCAGCAAUCUAGACGCGCAAUAGACCUUCUCCAAGAAACGUGUAGCUGUAACUACAUCAAAACCAAUGCCGUCUUCCGAAUGGAGUGCUUUCCCUCAACCGCUUAUCGUUAUCUUCGAUAUGGCCGAUGUCACUGAUUGCACCAUAAUUGCUCCAGGAAGGUGAUUUAUUGUACGUUCAGUUUAGUCGUUCGAGCAGCACGAACAGCCCGAAUUCGCUUGACGCCAACGGAGAAAGUAACCGUAAAGCAGCUGAUUGGUUUCGUUACAUAUACGCCCCAUAAAAACAAUCAAUGUUCGCAUUAUCCAACCCUACCGUGCUCGUUUGGGUGCUUUUGGUGGCAUGGUUCGGAAUCGCUCGAGCCCAACUCGAGCUGGCGAAGAAUUACGUCUGUACGGAGGAUUUCUGUGACAACUAUCGCGAAAGCAACGCAUGUGACACGUUGAAGACGGCUUGCCGAGCGCAGAAUGCCACUCAUAAUGGCAUCAUCUUUCCAUCCGCGACGCCUUGUUCCUGCUGCACGACCUGCGUGGAAAACCUAAAACUCGGAGACGAUUGCUCCGUAGGUGGGCUAGGCUAUCCUGUGCCAGCUGGGAUCUGCGGUCCAGGCUUAUACUGCAAGGUAGCCGAAGGUGACGAACAUCCAACCUGUCAACCGAUGUUGGAAUCGAGCAAGUGUUUCACCGCACAGAAGGCUUAUGACGACCAAAGGCAAGAGGGUCUUGUAGGGCAUUUGCUGCAACGUCCAGAGUGCGAUGGUGAUGGAAACUUUCAACCGGUACGGUGCAUACCGGGACAAACAUGCUACUGCGUCGACGAGGACGGUAAGCGGAUCUUCGGGGAAGCCGUUCAUACCGCCAACAUUCAGAUCUCCAUGCGAUGUGAAUGUUCGCGAUUGGCAGCCAAAGCACGCUCCUUGCUGGACUCCAGGUAUCCCGUGCUAACAUCACGUUGCGAUUCCAAGGGAUCCUUUGAUCAACUACAGUGUGUCGAUGACAUGUGCGUGUGCGUGGACAUGCACUCUGGCCGGCCAACGUCGGACCUACGUAACGUGACUCGUGGACUCUCUAGUUUACCGUGUUUCGAUAAGCGGCUGCACGAGAACACGACCUACCUGCGAGACUGCGAGCGUGUUAAAAUCGCACAAAUUUACGACAUCAGCGAGUACGCCACGGGUGAGUUUAACGUGCUGGAGUUUGAUCAGGACAUCUGUCAACCGGAUGGGUACUACGAUCGAAUCCAGUUGCACCCAUCCGGAGCGUAUCACUACUGUGCUGAUCGAGAUGGGGCCCUGAUCGAGGACUACCGGGCUCCUGUGAGCUCGCGCCAAGCUGCGACCAUGAACUGCAAGUGUGCUCGAGCGAGGAAGCUACUGCUGGACAGUCGUAGCCUGGAAAUACCGGAGUGUUGUCCAAAUGGCAACUAUCAGAAGUUGGCCUGUCGACGAGGCGAGUGUUACUGUGUAGAUGAAGACGGAGGUCAGGUUGGAAUCGAGCGACCUGCACGCGAGAAGCAACUGCUGCCCUGUUACAAUGGCGGCGAUUAUUGUCCACUGGGUUGAUGAGUUAGACCAGAAUGAGUGAGUUCCGGAACGUGUCCGGUGUACGUGUCAUUUCCGCGGUGAAGAUGUUUGUUGCAUCGACAAUGAGCAGCACCCUGGCCGCCAUGUUUUGGCACGUGUCAAUCGAGGGAAGGCUUGUUUUUGUACGAAUCGAUGAUAUGUUAGCCAAUAAACAUGCGCACAAUGUAG